Messenger RNA from Pyrus x bretschneideri (Chinese white pear), 498 nucleotides. Its product is annotated as heavy metal-associated isoprenylated plant protein 28. NCBI's taxonomy places the organism in Eukaryota, Viridiplantae, Streptophyta, Magnoliopsida, Rosales, Rosaceae. The record is from RefSeq and is a predicted model, not a curated record. Bases 1 to 498 code for a protein of 165 amino acids. The transcript has 4 exons. Gene Ontology annotation, molecular function: metal ion binding.
AUGACGGUGAUCAAAACUUUAGGUUUGAAUUGCCCAAAUCAAUUUCCCAAGGUUUUGUAUUCUACGACGAUAGAGAUUAGUGUUCGCAUCGAUUGCCCGGGGUGUGAGAGCAAGGUUAGAAAGGCACUGCAAAAGCUAAAAGGUGUGGACAACGUUGACAUAGACAUGGCCAUGCAAAAGGUGACGAUCACUGGAUGGACUGACCAAAAGAAGGUUCUGAGGACAGUCCGGAAGACUGGCCGGAGGGCUGAGCUGUGGCAGCAACCCCCUUUUGAUUCAGAAUACAACUUCGAUACAGACCAAUAUUACAGUCAACAACUAUGUAAUGGCUCUACACCUCAGCCUUCCUCAUCUUACAACUACUACAAGCAUGGUUACGACGGUCCUUCGAAUUAUCAUGCUUAUUAUUCUCAGAAUUCUGCAAAUUCCAGUUCUUAUGGAUAUCAAACUACUGCGGCCUUUAGCGACGAGAACCCUCAUGCUUGUUCUAUGAUGUGA